This is a messenger RNA of Suillus paluster, 1465 nucleotides long. RefSeq lists its product as uncharacterized. The record is from RefSeq and is a predicted model, not a curated record. Lineage: Eukaryota; Fungi; Basidiomycota; Agaricomycetes; Boletales; Suillaceae. The transcript is spliced from 6 exons. The coding region runs from base 392 to 1351 and encodes 319 amino acids.
ACCAGCCCGGGACCAUAGCUGGCUAGAAACUAGCCGUCGGACCAGAUCUGCAUCCAGUGCCGGCUGAAAGUGAACUUCUUCAUGCUGCUAUGCAUCAUGCCCGUGCCUGUCGCUAUCAGGAACAAUGACAAACGUCACCACCGCCGUUACGCAACAGGCUGGCAUAGCACUCUUCUUUCGCACGAAGAGGUCGGGAUGGUACUACGUGAAAGGGUGAGGAACUUGAAGCUAGGGGGCUUUACCUUAUCUGCGUUCACGAUGUAUGUAAAUCUUUCAGGGAUACAGUUUUCACGUCGAUGUCAUCAAUCGAAGUGCGAGAAAACCACAAGAUAAAUACAGCUAUUCUGGCUGUCCUGGGUGCCACAUCCUUUUGGUGCUCAUCCCAACCCACAUGGUACUAGUGAUUUCUUGGGCGACAAUUGUGACUCUGAGAGCUAUCUCGAGUGCCAUCAUAGCCAUAGGGCUGGUGUUGACGGUUUUUAGACUCACCUACCGUGUUUGGUUGAGAAGAUUCUGGGUCGAGGAUGCUUGGGCAGUCGUCGCGUUUCUAUGCGGGAUAGCCAUGUUGACUUCUUCCUGGACCUACGUUACCGGAGACAACGAAGACGAAAUUAUUUCAUUCUGGAUAUACUCAUUUUCUUACCCCUCCGUCGUGUGGGCUGUCCGGGAAAGUAUAUUGUUCUCCAUCGUUCGCAUUGUGUACGCAACGCAGCACCUCCGUCGCUUGAUACUUGGUCUGGGAGUUCUCUUCCUCUGUUUGUGGGCAGGUCUUGUUGCACAGAGAGCGUGGCAGUAUGGGCACAACACCAGUUGGUACAACACCGCGACAACUGGAAAGGUGCACGCAUACAUGUCACGACCCGCGGUUACGUUUGAACUGAUAGUUGACUGCUUAUCCGACGCGAUACUGAUCGUUCUCCCAUUACGCUUACUCUGGAGUCUCAAACUACCAAAAAGACAGAGGCGGAUGAUUUUGGCCAUAUUCUCCUCCGGCAUCGUCGUAACCAUUGUAUCCAUCUUCCGGGGCAUUUGUCAGAUAGCGAGAUACGGGACUGUGCUGAGCUCUGCGACAAGCUUCCAGAUAGCAAUGUCGCUUCUUGUUUGCAACCUUCUUGUCGUAGUCACGUUCCUGUACCGCAUAUUUGGUUUUGCAGGUGCGGACGAUGGGGUCUCUAGCGAUGACGAGGAUUACUCGACGCAGAGAAUGACACGGACCAUGACGCGAAUCACGCCGCGAACUACUACGCGGGAAGCUUUUACCACCGUCGAAUUGAGCGAUCUCGGGUCAGGAAGUGACGAGCGGAGAAGGUCGAACAAUCAAUCUACACUCCAAAGGCAAGAAAUUUGUUAAUACUGCGUAGCAGAUGUUUGAUCUAGUUUACCUUCCUGUCGAAGAUUCGACAGAGUGUAACCACAAGCAGGGUUUUCCCGUGACAUUAUCAAAGCGUUGUGAAGCUUGGAUAUG